UUUGGGGGCACACUGCACUUCAUGGGGCUUUCUACAACAGACUGUCCAAGCAGAUUCUUGCUCCUGUUCCCCGUUCCAUUCGCCCACCCCUGAGGGAGGUCUUCAAACCUGAACCAAAGCGGAACCCUUGCAGACCUGGUGAACCAUGGCUCAGAACCAGGUUAUCCUGCAGUUUCACUUUUCCACUUUUGGGGAAUCCAUGCUGCAGAAGAUGAACACACUCCGCAGGCAGAGCCGAUUCUGUGACGUCGCAGUACGGAUCAAUGAUUUGGAGGUGCUCGGUCAUAAGGUGGUGUUUGCAGCUGGAUCACCAUUUCUAAGAGACCAGUUUUUCCUUCAGGACUCCCGGGAGGUGCAUAUCUCAAUACUGCAGGAUGCAGAGGUUGGGCAAAGGCUGCUUCUCUCCUGCUACACAGGGACUCUGGAAUUCCCGGAGCUGGAGCUUGUGAAUUAUCUCACUGUAGCCAGUUUCCUGCAGAUGGCCCACAUUGUGGAACAGUGCACUCAAUCCCUGAGUAAAUUUAUCAAGCCCCAUGUGGGACUUGAAGUGCAGUCUACUAGACCCUCAUCACGUGAAAGUGGGCAGGAACCUCUCAGUGUGGAGACAGACCAUGAAGAGGAGGGCAAUGGCAAAGAUGAUGAACUGAUAGUUAAGCCGCAGUCUCCCCCUCCUAGACAGAUUAGAGAUCAAGUUGAUGGUGAAGAGAGCUCUGUCACCAUAGUUAAGGUAGAAUCAGUCUCUGACCGAGUGCCAGAAACAUGCGACAGCCUUCAAGGCCAGUUCCCCAGCUCUGGUCCUGCUGCCUCCCUGCAGUCAGCUGAGCCUCAGCAUUCACUCAUCAACUCCACGGUGGACACCCGGUCAGGGGAAGCUCAUGCAUUGCCCUUGCAGGGAUACACAUUUAACCCUACAGCCCCUCUCCCAGGGAAAAGCACCCUUGGGGGACAUUUGAGGAGCACAGAUAAGGGCCUGCAGUGGUACCACCAGUGCCCAAAGUGUGCCCGGGUCUUCCGCCAGUUGGAGAACUACGCCAACCACCUCAAGAUGCACAAGCUCUUCAUGUGCCUUUUGUGCGGCAAGACUUUCACACAGAAGGGCAACUUGCACCGGCAUAUGCGUGUCCAUGCUGGGAUCAAGCCCUUCCAGUGUAAGAUCUGUGGGAAAACCUUUACCCAGAAGUGCUCACUGCUAGAUCAUCUCAAUCUGCACAGUGGAGACAAGCCCCACCGCUGCAAUUACUGUGACAUGGUGUUCGCUCAUAAACCCGUCCUGCGGAAACAUCUCAAACAGAUUCACGGCAAGAACAGCUUUGAUAAUGCCAAAGAACGCAGUGUACUUGAUGGCACUCAUGACUUUGAGUUUGGGCUGCAGGACUGCAGUAUGGACCGCAAACCUGCUGGAAUGGGGGAUUCCAUGUAGCUCAGGGCUACACUAUGUUUAAUCAAUCUUUGCAGCUGACGGCACACUAACCAGCUAUAAUAUGUUAUAUUGUUUUCAUGGUUCCAAACCAUGAAAUGAAACCCAAACCUGAAUGAUAAUAGCUUUUUAUUGCUCUCUGACCAUUGUUGUACCAAUGACUCAGUUUAUGUAAAUAUGUCUUCUUGCUGAGAGGCUCAUGGUCUCUGUUAUCUACAGUGGAAUGCAGAUCAGAAACUACACGAAAUGCACAUUUUCUCACGUUAAAUUAAAUUUUUGAACACAUUUCAGAAUGCUAAAAUAUAUACUUGUAGAAAUGCAGAUGUAAAAGGUAAAGGUCAAGAUUAUUCAUUUUAAUUGUUCAUCCUUAAUUUAUAGCCAGUUCCAAAGAGAUAAUUGGAUUAGUGUCUAUAGUGUUUGAAUUUAAACCUUAUAAAAUAAAUUUUAAGACUUUUCUCACAGGCCUGGAUGUAUAGCUUAUUUGAUUUGUCCUAGAAUGACAGAAACAUGAGAAGCUACCAUAUGAGGGUUUGGAGGAAUUGGGCUCAUAAUAUUGUACAAAUCAUUCUCGAUUAUUCUUCCCCUAAGUCAGUCCUGUCCAUAGUCAAUGAAAUAUGUGCUCUUAACCUUGAUUUACAUACAAGCACUAUAUUGUUCACAGUUUGACAAAAAAUACUUGCAUUUAUAAAUCAAAGUUAGGAACAAAUGUUGAUUGAUUCUGGGACAGUCUACAAUCUAUGUUGUAAAUUUAUUUUUCUUCAAUCUAAGGUUCCUGUCCUGCAGUGUGAUUGCAAAGGAUCAGUGCAGUACCUUUCUAUUAACAGAAUUUGUGACACAUGACACAAGGUUGUAAUAGAGCAUGAAAAACAUUAACAUUGUUUCAUUUCCAGGGAAUAGCCUUAAAUACAGAAUGAUAUUAUUUAAAUAACAGCUAGCAGAUAGUUUAUAUGAUGACCAGGUUAGGGUUACCUUUUCCUCUGCCUUUUCAUACAUGCGUUUGAAUAUUUCGCAUAUAACAGGAAAAGGAAGUGUACAUGUAAUCCAGGAAACUCCUGGAAAGCGUAAACUGUCACAAUGUUGCACACCCAUUUUCAUAUUAAAUUAUGUUAAAUGGUAAAU
Conger conger (European conger) is the source of this 2536-nucleotide messenger RNA. It is a transcript of the gene zbtb26, whose product is annotated as zinc finger and BTB domain containing 26. Gene Ontology annotation, biological process: negative regulation of transcription by RNA polymerase II; regulation of cytokine production; regulation of immune system process. The transcript is spliced from 2 exons. NCBI's taxonomy places the organism in Eukaryota, Metazoa, Chordata, Actinopteri, Anguilliformes, Congridae. Gene Ontology annotation, molecular function: protein binding. The record is from RefSeq and is a predicted model, not a curated record. Bases 146 to 1420 code for a protein of 424 amino acids.